AUGUCUCGACCGGAUUCACCACACGACACCCUGACCGCCCGCGACGCCCGCGACAACCACUCCCGCGUGAGCGGCCAGAUCGACGCGAGGACUCCGGAUGGCCUGGAGGCCGCUGCUGGAGUCGAUGCCCCGGCCAUCACUGGCCAAGAGCUUGACACCUCGCCACAAGCCACCGCAACGGAUGCAAAGCCCGCUCGACCUGCCGUGGAUGAGUCGACAAUUCUAACCGGUUCGUUCUCUCUUACGUGCGGGCUCGCGUUCGCCCCCGCGUCCGCUCGGAGUCCGCGAGCUCCUCUCCCCUGCCCGGCUGAGCGCUGACCAAUGAACAUCGUCCGCCGUUUUCUCCGUCGCCAUCCGCCGUCCGCCGCCUGGUCGUGUGUGUGUUCGCGCCAAACAGGAAAGAAGCUCGCCAUUGUCUUCGUGUCAAUGCUCUUGUCCAUUUUCCUGAUUGCUUUGGACCAGAGUGAGUACUCGUUCACCUGUUCCGACCCACAUCAGCAUGGGUAUCCGCGAAGGGUUAAAGAUCUUCGCUACGCGUUCGCGAACGAUGUCAGAGUUGUGUUGCUCGGAGUUUGUCGACCCAGUCUGCAGCCUCUGGCCUUCGGAUUAAGCACAUGCGCUGGCAGGACCAGGAACUGAUCGGUGAACGUCUUGCACUUCAUUCCUUCUCUUGCAUUUCACAGCCAUUCUUGCCACGGCUCUCCCGAGGGUGAGCUCACGCAGUCCUGUUCACGGCCCGCGAAUCAGCCAUGCUGAUUCCUUCUUCACCGCACCCCUACUCUAGAUUGCCUCUGAUUUCAAGGCGUUUAACUUGCAAGGAUGGGUCAGCUCUGCUUUCAUCCUGACGCGUAAGUUGGCGUUUUUCGAAAGUUGUUGUUACUCCCUGACCAAAGCAAAUUUCUAUUCCUGUCUGACAGAGACUGGAUUUCUGCUGCCCAGUGGGCAACUUUUGCGAGUCUGGCCAGCGAGUGAGUUGCGCUUCUUCCUCCUCCUCUUGCCCUCUUGUUUGUGUCUCAGAGAGAGUCAGUGGAUGCGGAACGAAAAGUUGACCUAUCGAAUCUGUGUCACGACCCGACAGAGUACUGCCUCCUCGUCGCCAUCGUCUUGUUCGAGGUCGGGUCAGCGCUUUGCGCUGGAGCGCAAAACGUUUACGCCUUGAUCGUCGGCCGAGCCAUUAGUGGCGUCGGGGCUGCGGGAAUUUUCACCUCAAUGCUCCAAGUCCUCGCUCAGGUGACCCGUCUUGAGGACCGCCCGCGUUUGUUCGGCUUCUUCGGUGCCGUCUUCGGACUUUCCUCGGUCAUCGGCCCGCUGAUGGGUGGUGCUCUUGCGGACUCAUCGACGUACGGGUGGCGCUUCUGCUUCGUGUUGAACAUCCCAGUCGGUGCUGUGACUUUCACUGCCGUCGCCUUCAUGCUCAAGGCGUCGCCGCCACUCGGCGCCAAACCCGACGAGACCACCACGAAGGCGCGCAUUCGCAACACGGGACGCAUGGAUUGGGUCGGCGCGACGCUUCUUUUCGCCGCCAUCACGUGUCUCGUCCUCGCCUUGCAAUGGGGUGGCAACACUAAGCCCUGGAACAGCGGCUCGGUAAUCGCGUGUCUCGUGGUCGCGGUCGCCUUGGGCGCGGCCUCCAUUCUUUGGCAGAGGUGGCUCGGCGAUCGGGCCAUGGUCCCAGGCAAGGUGUUCAAGAGUCUUUCCAUCUUCGCCAUCUGUGGUUAUUCCUUUACGACCCGGUUCGCCCUCCUCAUUUUCACCUACUACCUCCCCCUCUUCUACCAAGCUGGUCGCGAUCACACCGCGACAAAGUCGGGAAUCGACAUCCUGCCCUUCAUGCUCGGCGUAGUGCUCAGUGUCAUCCUCGGAGGCCAGAUCGUGGCACGUAUCGGGCGCUACUGGCCUUUCCUCGUCAUCGGUCCCAUCUUCAUGUCGAUUGGAUCUGGCCUCAUGUAUACCAUUAGUGUUUCGACGCCGAGCCCGACGUUGAUCGGUUUCCAGAUCCUCGCCGGUAUCGGUGUUGGUCUUUCGAUGCAAAACAGUCUGCUAGCGAUGCAGGCCGAGUUCAAGGAUAACCCGAAAUUGGUCGCCCAAGCGUGAGUUUGUUCAUUCCCUUCCUCGGAAUGUGUGACUGUGUACUGACAUGUAUUUCGUCAUUCUAGAACGAGUAUGGCGUCCUUUUCGCAAUUCCUCGGAGGCACGAUCGGUCUCGCGGUCGGGCAAGCCGCCUUCUCCUCGCGGUUGUCAGUGAACUUGCGUCAGUACGCCCCGACAGCCCCUGCGUCCGUGAUUGAGCGAUCACCUUUGGCGAUCUACACCGCCAUUGAGGCUAGCAUUAGGCCGGAGGUCAUCAAGGCCUACGUCAAAGCGCUUGAUAUUGGUCAGUUGCCUUUUGCUCGCCCCCCAGCGCGACCCAUUUCCGAUCCAGAUUGCUGACGGGACCUUCUCUUGACUACUCUCCGUACAGUCUUUAUACUCGGUGUACCCUUCGGUGUUCUCGCACUCUUGUUGUCGCUGCUGAUCAAGAACAUCGACAUCCGAGCGCCCAAAGCGGAUGCCAAGCCCAACGACGAGGAGGAAGGCGCUGCCACUGCGGAUGCGUCGCCGGAGAAGAUCGUGCAAAAGGUCGACACCGUGUCGGACGACGGACAGCACGGUGCCAGUUCAGAGAAGAGGCUGUCGUCGGAAGCAUAG
This is a messenger RNA of Microbotryum saponariae, 2688 nucleotides long. The record is from the annotation of a GenBank genome assembly. Lineage: Eukaryota; Fungi; Basidiomycota; Microbotryomycetes; Microbotryales; Microbotryaceae.